CUGCUUGUCUCUUGUAUCAGAUUUUGGCGCUAAGUUUAGGAGGAUCUCCCACGCCACCCAGACCUUCUUCCUCUGCGAAUCUAGUCAUUCGUGUUUUGGGCGUCCUGACCAAGACAUAAUGUUAUUGUUCUACUCCUCCCGGUUACUGGUUUCCUGAUGAUUGUCUCUGUUCAUCGUUCUUCGCCGUGUUCCUUGUUGUUCUGUUCUAGCUGUUAACACCUAAUCGCCAUGGCCACUUCAUUACGGUUUCUUUUACUCCUCGCCGGUUUGGCCCAGGGUCACAGCAACCUUGGCCAUCAGGCACUAUGCGGGCCGGGCCCAUCUCUCAUAUUGUCCAGCAGCUCUCCAGUAUGCCACGUUAGCCAGGGAUAUCAGUCGAAUGUCACGGACAAAGACUCUAUCUCUGGGAGCUCCCAAUCUCAAAGUGAGACUGAUUGGACCGGUGCCAGAGAGCACACUUGGACCCACACAUCGCCAUGUUUCCGAAUGGGACUGUCAGAGCAGGAAUAUUGCGUCUUUGCAGAUGUUAACUUUGCCGGGGGUAGAGGGAUCUCACUAGUCAUGGAAUCUCGGCGAGCCAACUUCCUCGCAACAACCCCAGCCUUUGUCGAGCCUGAAAUCAAUGACGGCGUCAACCAAGACCUCGUUCGGACAGUCAGGGCCAAGUACGAGGUGAAAGAGAUCCCCGGCAAAGGCAUGGGCAUUGUAGCUACCGAACAUAUCCGGCGCGGCGACCUCAUCCUAGCCAACACGGCCUCGCUCAUGAUCGACUACGGCGCGUAUUCACUAGGCACAGAUGAAUACCUCGAGCUGGAAGCGCGCGCGGUGGACUACCUGCCCAGCGCACACCGCGCUGCGCUUCUUAACCUGUCCUCGCACGACGGGACCUUCGCGACGCACGCUGAGCACGUUGACAAGGUGAUUCGGACGAACGCCUUUGACAUUUACCCCGACGACGACGAGGAGGGCUCCGAGAUUCUGUUUGUCGUCUUCCCGGAGAUUGCGCGCAUGAACCACGAUUGCCGGCCCAACGCCGAGUACCGCUUCGACCGCGGCACUCUGGCGCAGUACAUCACGGCGCUGCGCGACAUCUUCCCCGGCGAGGAGCUCACGCUGACGUACAUCGACCCGGAGAAGCCGCGUGCCGCGCGCAUGGGCAAGUUGGAGGACAACUGGGGGUUCAAGUGCACCUGCUCGCACUGCACCAUGGACAGGGCGCGCGCCGACGAGUCGGACGCGCGCAUCGCCCAGAUCAAGAAGCUGUGGGAUUCCAGAGACGAAGCCGGGCGCGGCAGCCCCGAGAUGGCCGAGCUGAUCAUCAGCCUGUACGAACAGGAGCGGUUGUGGGGCAAGAUGCCUGGUGCCCUUGUCUUUGCGGCGCUCGAGUUCAACGCCGCCGGCGACCCCUGGACGGCGGUCAAGUAUGCGAGGCGGGCGAUUGAAGUGUCCAUCCCGAUUUUGGGGGAGAACUCCAAGGAGGUACGCCAAAUGAAGAAGCUGGCCGAGGACCCGCAGUCGCACUGGAGCUGGAAUAUCUCAGUCCGGGAUAAGGAGGAAGCUACAGCAUGAGCUUGGUUAUGAGCGAUGGAUUACUAGUGGCAUCGAAGAGCGUUGUUUGGGAGGUGUAUACGUACUUAGCGCGCUUGUAUGAGUGGGAUUGGCGUUUGGGCGUUUGGGUUCCAAGUACGUUUUGAUGAACAGGGUACACCAUGGAUCAUGAGUAUCAAUGUAUAUAAGUCCGGGCGGUAGGGACUCCUGUCGGAGUUUGAGAGUGAUAGUUCUGGUCGAACUAUGUUGCCCGUGUGUAUGGCAUUGUUCUCUUCAACACUGCUUCAGUU
This is a messenger RNA of Canariomyces notabilis, 1838 nucleotides long. RefSeq names its product SET domain-containing protein. NCBI's taxonomy places the organism in Eukaryota, Fungi, Ascomycota, Sordariomycetes, Sordariales, Chaetomiaceae. The record is from RefSeq and is a predicted model, not a curated record. The coding region runs from base 229 to 1569 and encodes 446 amino acids. Gene Ontology annotation, molecular function: protein binding. The transcript has a single exon.